Messenger RNA from Penicillium macrosclerotiorum, 231 nucleotides. RefSeq lists its product as uncharacterized. The record is from RefSeq and is a predicted model, not a curated record. The coding region runs from base 1 to 231 and encodes 76 amino acids. NCBI's taxonomy places the organism in Eukaryota, Fungi, Ascomycota, Eurotiomycetes, Eurotiales, Aspergillaceae. The transcript is spliced from 2 exons.
AUGCGAAUAGAAGAAAGUCAUAAUAUGAUAGUGGAACAAGAUACCGAGUGUUUGAAGAUUAAACGGAACUUUAUGGAUAAUAGAAAUGACCCAGCAAUCAGCUCUUUUCUUCCGGUGAUUCAGGGAUUGAUGAGAUUUCUACCAUCGAACCGCAUUUCUGCUGACCAAGCACUUGGCUUGCUCCCAAAGCUCUAUGAUGAUAGCGAGUCGAGGCAAGUGCAAUCUGAAUAA